This is a messenger RNA of Cannabis sativa, 1461 nucleotides long. RefSeq lists its product as uncharacterized. Bases 15 to 1310 code for a protein of 431 amino acids. The transcript is spliced from 8 exons. The record is from RefSeq and is a predicted model, not a curated record. Lineage: Eukaryota; Viridiplantae; Streptophyta; Magnoliopsida; Rosales; Cannabaceae.
GCAAUUACAUUUUGAUGGGUCUUUUCGAGGGUUUUACAUCAGAUAUUAAGUGUAGAUUCAAGGAGUUGGAACUCAAUAUGAUUUCCCACAUAGAUUCUAAGAUUGAUGAAAGUUUGCAAUUUUACUUGGAUUUGAAAUUUAAUGACUUGAAAGAAAAGUUUGAUGAUUUAAAAGCUUCUCAGAGUGUCGUGGAUAUCCGUGAUGAUAGUGGUGGUGAUAGUGAUGAUGAAUCUGGUUUGAAAGAUGGUGUUAAUGUUGAUUUGGCAGUGAAGGAUGAUCUAGUUAUGAAAGAGGUUGAUGAUGUAGAUUUGGUUACUGAAAAUGUUAAAGAUUAUUCUAUUGAUCCUGUUUUAAAUCUUGCUGAAAGUGGUGGUGUGUUGGUUAAUGAGGGAGACACUGUUGUAGAGGGUGAAGGUUUACAAAAUGUUGGAGAUGGUGGUUUGGUUAAAGAAGGACACACUGCUUUACUGGGUGAUAAUGAUGAUGUUCCAAGUUUUGAUAUAAUGGGUUUUCUUUCAUCUCAGCCCGAUGCUAAUGCUGAUAAAGAGAAGAGGAAAAAACAAGAUGAAGAUGAUCAUGCUAAGUUUAAAGAUUUAAAUAAGAAAUCAAAAGAUGAUGAAGAUGAUGGUGAUGACCAGGGUAUGGGUGGUGAUGCUGUUUCUUCUAUUGUCAAGGAAGUUAUAAAGGGAAUUAAUGAGGGUGAUGACAAAUCUAAAAAAGGUGGAUCAGAUACCAAGGAUGAUGUUGGUGGUGAAGCAAGAAAAAAUAUGGUUGAUUCAUCUGCAAUUGAUGUUGUUGUGGCUGGUGUCAUUGGGUCUCCUAACUUGUUUGAUAGUCAAGGUACAGAAGAUAGUAUUACUUUGUCAGCCAUGGAGAUCAUUAAUGAAAAAAUUGAAACCAUUGAAGGAAGCCUGAAAAAGGAAAAGAAUUUAGAAGCUAAUUCUUAUGAGUUUGCAAAGAGGGUUCCCAAUAUUGGAUCUGCAUUGAGGAGUCCAUUUACAUCUGAUUUUGGUUCUAUUGGGAGUAGUAGUAAACCAAAGGGAGAACAAUCUAAGUUGCUUGCUUUUUCUUCAGUUGCACUUGACCGUAUUGAUGAUCUUCAGUCUAAACUUUUUGAGCAGUGGUUUAAGGUCGGUUUCAAUGAUAGGAACAAGAUUAAAAAGUUUAAAGAACGUGAUAGGAAAUUGAAAGUCCCGUUGGAUUUUGCAAUUAUGAAGAUUGAUGAUAAGAUGUGGUUUUAUGAUUUGCUGACUCCUGGAAGAAAUUUGUCAUGCUCGGUUAGUCCAUUUAUUUUUUAUUUUUAUGUUUGAUUUUAAAUGGGUUUUUACAUUAUAUUUGAUUUUUUAUGAAUUUAUUUUGGCUUUUUUUUUCUAAUGCUGCAUUUGGAUGUUUGUUUUUACUACUUGAGAAAGGAGAUAAAGUACAAUGAGAGUGUAAACUCUUUUGUUAAUACCACUGAUU